Sinocyclocheilus rhinocerous is the source of this 6929-nucleotide messenger RNA. RefSeq names its product SET binding factor 2 (gene sbf2). The transcript is spliced from 42 exons. The record is from RefSeq and is a predicted model, not a curated record. Lineage: Eukaryota; Metazoa; Chordata; Actinopteri; Cypriniformes; Cyprinidae. Gene Ontology annotation, cellular component: membrane; cytoplasm. Bases 80 to 5770 code for a protein of 1896 amino acids. Gene Ontology annotation, molecular function: guanyl-nucleotide exchange factor activity.
UCUGUGUCAAACAUGGCUGUGCUUUUGAAGAAAGAAAAAUGCUGAAUUGUGCUGCAGAAUUUCGCCUAAAGAGGAAACCAUGGCUAGACUGGCUGAUUAUUUCAUAGUGGUGGGAUACGACCAGGACAAGUCUGGGUCUGGUGAAGGAUGUGGCAAGAUCAUUCAGCGCUUUCCCAAAAAGGACUGGGAUGGCACGGUAUUUCCCCAGGGUGUGGAGAUGUUCUGCCAGCCUGGUGGAUGGAGGCCGUCUCGUGAGAGGAAGCUCCCGACAUUCUUCACAGUGGUGCUGACAGACAUAGACUCAGAACGACACUUCUGCUCCUGUCUGACCUUCUUUGAGGCAGAGGUCAACCUUCAGGGCUCAAAGACGCUGGAGGCAGAUGGGGAUGUAGCUGAGGAUGUGGAUGAGGAAGAGGAUGGUUUGAUCCAGCCAGCUCAAAUCUUUGCACCCAAAAGUUUGAUUCUUGUCUCCAGGCUGGAUUACCCAGAAAUAUUUAGGGGCUGCUUGGGACUGAUCUACACCGUAUACAUCGACAGUCUGAGCUUCCCUCUGGAAGGGCUGGUGGCAAACCUCUUCACAUGCUUGGUCCCAUUGGGUGGAGGUUCCCAGAAGCUCUUUUCACUGGGAGCAGGGGACCGGCAGCUCAUCCAGACCCCACUCAAUGACACUCUGCCAGUCAGCGGUAAAAGUGUAGCGCUCCUCUUCCAGCAGUUAGGAAUCCAGAAUGUUCUUAGUCUCUUCUGUGCGGUUCUGACAGAGCACAAGGUUUUGUUCCACUCUUCCAGCUAUCAGAGACUAGGAGAGGCCUGCCGUGCCUUAGAGUCCCUUAUGUUUCCUCUUAAGUACAGCUACCCCUACAUUCCCGUCCUCCCAUCUCGACUGCUGGAGGUGUUGAGCUCGCCUACGCCCUUUAUCAUCGGAGUGCACUCCAUGUUCCAGAGCGAGAUCCAAGAGCUGCUCGAUGUGGUCAUUGCUGACCUUGACGGAGGAACAAUUAAAAUACCGGAGUGUAUACACCUCUCCCAGCUCCCCGAACCCCUGUUGCACAAUACUCAAAAAGCACUGUCCAUGGUUUUGCACCCAGAUCUGGAAGGAGCAGAUAAUGCCUUCCCACCCCCUCGUUCUGCUCCAUCCAACCUCAAACUGCUGGAUAAGGAGGUGAGGGCUGUCUUCCUGCGCUUGUUUGCACAACUCUUCCAGGGCUACAGGUCCUGUCUGCAGCUCAUUCGCAUCCAUUCCGAACCUGUGAUUCACUUUCACAAGGCUGCCUUCCUGGGCCAGCGGGGCCUGAUAGAAAAUGACUUCCUGACCAAGGUGUUGGAUGGCAUGGCCUUUGCGGGAUUCGUGUCUGAACGGGGACCUCCAUACAGAGCCUGUGAUCUGUUCGAUGAGCUGGUGGCCUUAGAUGUAGACUGCUUUAAGGAGGAAGAAGAGAACCUGGUCAAGUUCCAGAAGCGCUUGAGAGACCUGUCCGAGCAGCUUUACAAAAACGAGAGCCCGAACCCCCACAUGGCCUUCCAGAAAGUGCCUCGGCCCAUUGAGGGCUCACACCUGCGGGUGCAUGUGGUGCCCUUUCCCUUGUUGGAGGCGGACAGGGUAGAGGAGUUGAUACAGGAGGGCCUGGCCAAGCAGCACUCUGCCCCUAUCAGUACCCGUCCAGAGAGGAAGUGUGUGGUGCCCGCCGGACCCCCUGUGGUGUCUAUCAUGGGCAAGCCCAGCUCAGUUUUUAACAGCGCUCGUAGACUGGAGGUGGUCCGGACGUGCAUCGGUUUCAUCUUCGACAACAAGACUCUGGAGACAGAGAAGGCACUCCCUGCGGCUCUUCGGGCCCUGAAAGGCAAAGCAGCACGCCAGUGCCUGACCGUAGAGCUCAGCCACCGCGUGCAGCAGAACCGUGCUAUUCUGGACCACCAGCAGUUUGAUCAUAUCGUUCGCAUGAUGAACUGCGCUCUACAGCUGCUGCGGGUUCUGGAGCUGAAAGUUGUGCAAGCCCAGCAGAGGUCUGGCAUGCGAAAACUGGCAGCUGGAGUGGACCAGUUCUCCUACACCUGCGUACAAGACCAUCCCAUCUGGACCAAUCAGCAGUUCUGGGAGGCCACCUUCUACUCUGAGGUGCAAAACCAGAUCAGAGCGCUUUACCUCACUGCCCCUGAGGAGAAACAACUCAUCACUGCCAAGAUCAAGGAACAUAGCACACUGUCCACAGCAUCCAGUGAGUCAGAACAAACCGCUAUGGACCUCGCAGCAGAGCAGUUGCGUACUUGGCCCAGUCUGAGCAAAGAGAAGCAGCAGGAGCUGGUGAAGAAUGAGGAGAGCACAGUGUUCAGCCAGGCCAUCCACUAUGCCAGCCUGAUGGUCUACCUGCUCGUACCGCUGGAUACCAGCAAAACCAAGCUGCUGCGCUCCACCCCUGCAACUGACUGGGAGAGCGGCAGCAACAGCAUCCUCACAAACAGUAUUGCAGGGAGUGUGGCUGAGAGCUUUGACACUGAGAGCGGAUUUGAAGACUCUGAGACCAGUGAUGUUGCCAACUCUGUGGGGAGGUUCAUCUCUCGUUUCAUUGACAAAGUGUGUACAGAGAGUGGAGUGACACAGGGUCACAUCAAGAGUCUGCAUAGUAUGAUUCCAGGUCUUGUGGCAAUGCAGAUGGAGACUCUAGAGGCAGUUCAUAGAGAAAGCAGAAGACUGCCUCCCAUUCAGAAGCCCAAGAUCCUGCGGCCUGCCCUGCUGCCUGGAGAGGAGCUGGUGUCCGAGGGGCUACGGGUGGUCUUAGACCCAGAUGGUCGAGAGGAAGCCACUGGCGGACUUCUGGGAGGACCGCACAUUUUGCCAGCAGAGGGAGCACUCUUCCUCACCACUUAUCGUAUCGUUUUCAAAGGCACUCCACACGACCCACUAGUUGGCGAACAGGCCGUGAUCAGGAGUUUUCCGGUAUCCACUCUAACUAAGGAGAAGAAGAUCACCAUUCAGAACCAGCUACAGCAAAACAUGCAGGAGGGGCUUCAGCUGAGAUCUGCCUCUUUCCAGCUAAUUAAGGUGGCGUUUGAUGAGGAGGUGAGCUCAGAGAUGGUAGAGAUCUUCAGGAAACACAUGCAACGUAUCCGCUACCCACCAUCCAUCUUCAGUACCUUUGCCUUUGCAGCGGGACAAACGGCACCACAGCUCAUAUUACCCAAGCAGAAAGAGAGAAACACGGGCUUUCGAACACUAUCUAAGACCAUUGUGAAGGGGGCUAAAAGGGCAGGCAAGAUCACAAUGGGCCGCCAGUCCACUCUGAAGAAAAACGAAAAGGGCAGUCGCAUGACGUGGCACGAGGAUGAUGACAUCUCCAUCUCAGAUGAUGGUGAGCCCCCUGCCAGCAGCACACUGAAGUCCUCAGAGAAGUCCACUAUGGAGCAGUUAGUGGAGCGAGCCUGUUUCCGUGACUACCAGAGGCUGGGCCUGGGUACCAUUAGCGUUAGUUCCACACGGUCUAAAAGCGGAGAGCAGUUCCGAGUUACGGCAGUCAACAGGCUCUACUCAUUGUGUCGCAGUUACCCUGGUCUCCUGGUGGUGCCUCACACUGUGCAGGACAGCAGUCUCCAUAAGGUGUCCCGCUGCUACCGGCACAACCGCCUGCCAGUCGUGUGUUGGAAACACCUUCGCACCAAAGCGGUUUUACUUCGUUCGGGUGGUUUUCAUAGCAAGAGUGUGGUUGGACUUUUCAAGUCUCAGAACCCUUCUUCAGCAGCUCCGACUUCCUCAGAGACCUCCAGCAGUCUGGAACAAGAGAAAUACCUGCAGGCCAUCCUCAGCUCCAUCCCCAUCUACUUCAAAUCCAACGGCAGCAACACUCUCACCAACCGUUCCCUCAUCGGCUUGUCCCCAGCAAGCGAAAGAAGGGCAUCAAGAAUACCAAAGAUGGCCCCUGUCCAUUUGGACAUUUCCUUCACCAAUAGCUUCACCAGAGGAGUACUUGGGUACAGGGAUAAACUAUUCACUCACUCAAACCAAAAAGCUUCAACUAAGGGAAGAAUUCACAAUCAAGGUGUGUGGGCUAGUCUGCGCUCUAGCAGCAGAUUCAUCCAGCAUCCCGCUGCUGCCGACGUGGGCACGCGGUUGGCUGGCAAGGAUCUGGCGCCCCCUACAGGCAUUGAGAACCUCCUGGCCCAACUCCUCAAGCAUCAAGCCGCUCUCUACAUCUUUGGCGAAAAGUCUCAUCUCAGGGGCUUAAGACUGGACUCAGCACUGAACUGUGAACUGGUGCCAGUAGAGUUUGCAGACACAAGACAGGUGAAGGGCUCCUUCAAGAAGCUUCUGAGGGCGUGUGCACCCAGUUCCAUGUCCUCAGACACAGAGGACUCAUUCCUUAAGGCUCUGGAGGAGAGCGAAUGGAUGCUACAGCUACACAAGCUGCUGCAGCUGGCUCUGGUUGUGGUGGAGUUGCUGGACUGUGGAUCAUCUGUACUAGUUAGUCUUGAGGAUGGCUGGGACAUUACCACUCAGGUGGUUUCCCUUGUGCAGGUGCUCAGUGAUCCAUUCUACAGAACCUUAGAGGGGUUUCAGGUGCUUUUGGAGAAAGAGUGGCUGUCUUUUGGCCACAAAUUCAGCCAACGUGGCAACCUAACCCCCAGCAGCCAGGGCAGCGGCUUCACUCCCAUCUUCCUCCAGUUUCUUGACUGUGUCCAUCAGGUUCAUAACCAGUACCCCCUUGAGUUUGAGUUUAAUCAAUACUAUCUGAAGUUUCUGGCAUACCACUACAUCUCCAAUCGCUUCAAAAACUUCCUUCUGGACUCGGACUACGAGCGCCUGGAGCACGGCACAUUGUUUGAGGACAAAGGAGACAAGCAGUCCAAGAGAGGAAUCUGUAUCUGGGAGUGUAUCAGCCGAAUGCACCGCAAGAGCCCUCUCUUCUUUAACUACCUGUACAGUCCCUCAGAGAUGGAGGCAGUGUUGAAACCACUAAUUUCGAUCCCCAAUCUGACGACAUGGGAGUUCUACACAGGGGAGACGCUGUCCACAGGCCCGUCUUAUGACUGGCGUAUGCUCACUGUGCGCUCUCAGAGCACCGAAGAGCCAGACACCAUCGCCACCACCAAGAGGAGGAUCGUCUGGCCAUGUUACAGCAGCGUCAGCCGUGCCCAGCCUGAUGCCAUCACCAAACUCUUGGCUGACAUUGAGAGGCUGGCGGGAGAACUGGGACAGCAGUCUGAGCCCUGGCACACCACGCUGGAGAAGGUGCGAGACAGCAUCCAAGAAGACCUCAAACAGGAAGGCAAUCUGCGGAAACAGUCAGUGUCCAUCUCUGGUUUGGUCCCCACCUCCAACCUGCAGGCCUAUCAGCGACACUCCAUGUUGCACCUACCUGACAGCGACCUCGGAGAGGACAGUAGUCCCACUGCAGUCAACGGGGUUAAUCGCAGGGCAGCCACGCUCUACAAUCAGUUUACCACAAAGAAUGAAGACAACAGAUCAUUUGAGGGAAUCCUGUACAAGCGAGGGGCAUUACUUAAAGCUUGGAAAGCUAGGUGGUUUGUUCUGGACAUAACAAAACAUCAGCUGAGGUAUUAUGAGACGGAUGUGGACACAAGCUGUCGUGGCUAUAUUGACCUGGCUGAAGUGGAAUCUGUCCUGAUUGCCACACCAACUAUAGGAGCCCCCAAACACAUCAGUGAAAAGGCUUUCUUUGAUCUGAAGACCACUAAACGGGUGUACAACUUCUGUGCAGCAGAUGCUCAGAGUGCCCAGCUAUGGAUUGAUAAGAUCCAGAGCUGCAUCUCAGAUGCAUGAAGCCGUUUUCUUCUACAUGGCUCAUCAGCACCACCUCUCACUGCAGGGAGACUCACUGUGCAAUUAGUAGGACCGUAGUAAAGCCUUCAGUGACUGCUGAAAAUCCAAAAGACUCCUGAGAAACACUGCACCUGAACAGUGACGUAGAAAAACACUGCCCCGUUCACUCGUCUGUGGAGCUGCAUUUACUGUGUCCCACUACCUGUGCUCAAAAACUUGAUCCUGAGCUUCUGUUUCAGGUGAUUGAUGAAAACGAUGCAAUGCACUACUCUGACAUUUGCUGAACAAACUGCUACAUGCAACUAAGACAAAGCAAUAGCACUAAUCUUAAACUCGGGGUUCAAAAUAGUAGUGACAAGAAGUGUGUUCUGCAAAACAAAAAUACUGUUGCUGCUGUUAAAAUGCAAAACAACUACCCAAAUCUGACAAAUAUUUAGAAAGAUGCACAAUGUGUAAAAGGCAAAUGAUUUGCACUUAAUGAUAUGCACUCCAUACAAAACAGAUUUUUAAUGGCUAGAACAACUAGGUUAAAGGUGUUAGGUUUUAACUACACACAAAAGCUUGGAGCAGACAACUUUAUGCUCUAGUGUGCAAAGUAUUUUUUAUAUAUAUUUGCAAAAACUUUUUUUUCAGUAUGAAUGUUAUACUCAUGCGUAACAGAGUUGUUGUUCUGUAAAUUAUUUUUUAAACAAAGUGUCACCUGUGUGUUUUUGUUGAAUGGAGAGUCUUAUGUACAUAUUACAAUUCCAACUUUUUAUACUCUGCUGAAUAUGCUGUUAAAUAUAGUAUGUCUAACUUGAAAUAAACACUCAUAUUUAUACUUAAUUACUGACAAUUUACGGACCAAGCAAAGCACAUCCUGCCUGAGAUGGUUAUCAGUAAGUCGUUUUGUUUGAAAUGAAGGGAAGAACACUAUAUUUCUCCAUUCUCUGUGACGUUACAUGUGAUAUUGAUGGCUCUAUGCGGCACUAAGGUUUUAUCCAUUUGUUUUGGUAGCGUAUCUGUAAAGUUUUAAGAAACACUCAAAAAAAAAAAAUAUCAGACAAGAUGUGAUGUUACUGAACCUAAAAUGACAUUACUGUAUGUAACAAUAAUUUGUAGUGCCACUAAUGUUUCUGGUUUGUUUACUGUUUUUGGUUAUAUUUUAUUUUGGGUUUUG